Molecule: messenger RNA, 3164 nt
Organism: Phoenix dactylifera (date palm)
Lineage: Eukaryota; Viridiplantae; Streptophyta; Magnoliopsida; Arecales; Arecaceae
Source: RefSeq, a predicted model, not a curated record
AAUAGUUCUCGGCCAUGUUGCCACAUAAAAAAUUAUAAAGUAUUGCCCCCAUCGAUACUUCUGAUCUCAUCCAACCGCAUGGCCUCGAUUUCCCUCUAUCACGGUCAAGGAAUGAAUGGUGGCCCAAGAAACAAGAUCUGUGAGAACUUUUCUUGGCAGUUUGAUCUUUCUCAAUGCCUUCUUCGAGUUGGCUUCCUCUUUGGCUCUUUCUUUACUGACCUUUACACUCUUCUAUUAAUUAUGGAGGUGUCGAUCCACCAUGUUAAUUCAGAGUAAAUGAGCCAUGCUGUGAAGAAUUAAACACUAGAUUUUUGAAGAAGUACAUGCACCAGAAGAUAGAAAUUGUGGCCUCUCAUGGAAGAGGAUCUGCAGGGCAUCUCAAAGAACCCAUGGAAGUAGGGGGAAAGAGCACCUGGAAUUCCUUUGGGUUUGCAGACGCUUGUGGGGAGUUUUAUGGCUCUUGGGAGUAGAUUUUUAGAAGCUUUCAGUGCUGUGUAAGUUCCAAAUCAUUAGGAUAUGCCUCAAGGCAAUCUAAGAUCAGCAGUUCACAGAUCUUUAACAAAGAGCCUUCCUGUUGGAUUUGAAGUUGGGAAUGAAACAGUCCAAUGGGGGACAAGCAGAAGGUCCAAAACCUCCCAGUCUGUUGCAUUAGAGCCUAUAGAACGAAGAGGCCGCCGUGGCUCAGAUCUGAUGCCCUUCAGGGUUAAGGAAGAAGAGAAGGUCAUGGCCUACCAAGAGGACAGCGAGUUGCAGCUGUUGCAUGUCUCCAAAGGAGCUCAGAAGCUGGACCGGAUGAUCGACUCAUGGUCAAAGGCACCAAAUCUUGAUGGGCGAUCAAAACAUUUUGCAGAAGAUCUUCUGAGAAGUGCUUUGGAUCUCCAGGAGUCGCUGGUCAUGCUCGAGAAGCUGCAAAAUGCCUCAAAGAUAAUGGCCAGGAUGAAUAAGAAGCAGAAACCAGAGUUCAUUUAUGAAAGAGAGCAAGAGCUAGAACAAGAGAACUCUUCUGAAACAUUGGGUUCUAAAACAUUUGAAGGUGGUGGCUGCCACCAUUGGUUGCAGGAACCAUGGCUUUCCAUCGACGGAUCUUCGAGGAAUCUUGUUGAGGAGCUGAAACAAGUGAUAGGAGACAGCCUCUGUAGGCAGAACCUCUUGUCGUUAUCCUCUGAUGAUAAGAAGGCUUCUUCGAGCAAGACACUGGGGUACUCUCAAAGCAAGGUUGCCAAUUAUAAGCAUAGUGAGCAAGAGGUAGAGGCAGUUGGUUCUAUUCGUGCCUCAGACCAGCCUAAGAAGCCAAAAGCUCGAAAUUUGAUUGCUAAGCUUAUGGGUCUGGAAGAAGUCCCUUCACAAACUGCACAGCCAGUCAAAAAAGAAGAGAAGGGGAAGAACAUAAAUUCCCCAAGGCAUAGUCUUGAUAUUGAGAUGCCCAAGGCAAGGAAGCUGCUAUUCAUACCACAGAUUCCAGAUCCAAAGAGAAAGACACUCCAGGAAAUCAUCGAAACGAUGCAAUUCAAAGGGCUUCUGAAGAGUCUACAAGCUGAACACCGCAGAUGUCAGCCUUGUUUCUCUGAUACUCCACAGCUGCAACAGUAUGCCAGAGAUUUCUAUGGGGAUGAUGACGUGCCACCAAUUGUGAUAAUGAAACCUCUGCAUUUACCAUGCUGGGAGAGAGGUGAGAUCCAUAAGGAGCCUACUUUGGAAAAGGUGGCAGUUAAGGAAGACAUCAGAUCCACCAAGUUGGGCCAGGAAGAGAAAGUUUCUGAUCAGAAAAAUAUGGUAACCGGAACAGCGGAAAGGAAAAAAAUGAAGCCCAAGGGGAAAAUCAAAGAGAAAUCAUUUCCAAAUGUUAAGUCUGUUUCCGUAGCUUCUUCGUGUCGGAGUCAGCAGAAGAAAGAGGCUUUUGAGACUCGAAAAAAAUCUGAUAAAGAACAGAAAGAAUUAUUUUUGAAUGAGAAGAAACAAGAAGAGAAGAAGGAUUUCAAAGCCACAAAGGUGUUGAUAUCACCUUCCAAGACCUCUACAGCAGCUGCAAAGCAUGAUAAAAGACUAGCAGCAGCAAGGAAUAAUGGUUCCACUCAAAUAAGCACAUCACAAAAUCAAAAUCUAAAAUGCUCAUCAAAAUCGGUAGCACAAAAUUUCUCAGGUUCCACAAAGAAGAAGAAGACCACAGGAGCAAAACCAAUUAGAAGUUCUAGCAAAGAAGUUAAAUGCAAAGAAGAUGACAAAGAAGUCAAUUCUCAUAAUAAAACCGAUAGUCUUUCAACAACAAGAAGCACUUUCUCAGGUGAAGAGCUCUCUGAACAGGCAGACCAAGAUACAGAACCAUGCAACAGAGAUGACACAGUAAAAUCUUGGAAAGAAUUAUGUGAAGUUAUUGGAAAGAUCAAUCAAGACGGAAACAUCUCUGGGUCAGGAGAAGAAGAUAUUCAACUUCCUGAAAAGAAAGCGACUACAGGAGAAGCAGCUGCAAUAGAAGAUGACCUCAAACUGUUACUUUUGGGCAACCAACCAUUCAUUAACCGUGCACGAGAACUUUUCAAUGUUGAUGAUAACAGACCUUCAUACCAUCAGAUUAAAGGCACAGAUGAGGUUGGAAAGAGAAAUGCUAAGCUCUUCUUGGACAUUGCGGCAGAGCUAAUGAUGCGCAAAAGCCACCAGCGGAAGCACUUGAUUCAUUCAUCACUCCAAACCCACUUGUGGGGCAGAACAGUAUAUUACACUAUGGACCUGUUGGUGGAUGAAAUCAGUAACGAGAUCAGUAAACUGACUAAUUACAGUAUCGUUAAUGAUGAUGCUGCUACAGAUAGCCUUUAUAGAAGACUGGAGAGAGAUCUCAAAUGCAAGGACCCAAUGAUAAAUGCUUUGUGGGACUCUGGCUGGGUGGAUUGGAUUUGCAUGGAAGAGACAGACCAAGUUGUAGAUGAAGUAGGAGAGUAUGUCUUGGCUUCGCUCAUCGAAGAGGCUGCUAUAGAAUUAAUAUAUUAAAAAAGCUUUUAUGUUUUUGGGCACCUUAAGUUCUGUUUGUAUACCAAACAACUGCUAACUUUUCUAUUUUACAUAUGAUGCUAUGUUUUGUAGUCCGAAAAGGCGAAAACAUUCUGCUUUUAUGGAAACGCAUGGAACAAUAUAAUCAAUGGAAAAGAGAAUCGAACAUCAGUUAAGGCGUU